Molecule: messenger RNA, 186 nt
Organism: Trichoderma virens Gv29-8
Lineage: Eukaryota; Fungi; Ascomycota; Sordariomycetes; Hypocreales; Hypocreaceae
Exons: 2
Biological process (GO): regulation of DNA-templated transcription
Molecular function (GO): zinc ion binding; DNA-binding transcription factor activity, RNA polymerase II-specific
Source: RefSeq, a predicted model, not a curated record
AGGAAACUUGCAUGUCGGCUCUGCCAGAAGCGCAAAAAGAAGUGUAACCGGAAAAGCCCAUGUUCUAUGUGCAUCAAGCUCAAAGUCGUUUGUCAGCCAAGCGCACCAGCCGCGCCGCGCAAACGCAGGCAGUCAACAAAGGACUUGUUUGCGCGGUUGGCUUGGUGCGAGGAGCAGCUACGGCGC